Messenger RNA from Cydia splendana, 2196 nucleotides. RefSeq names its product very long chain fatty acid elongase 7-like. Gene Ontology annotation, cellular component: endoplasmic reticulum membrane. The transcript has 9 exons. Gene Ontology annotation, molecular function: fatty acid elongase activity. The record is from RefSeq and is a predicted model, not a curated record. Lineage: Eukaryota; Metazoa; Arthropoda; Insecta; Lepidoptera; Tortricidae. Gene Ontology annotation, biological process: fatty acid elongation, polyunsaturated fatty acid; fatty acid elongation, monounsaturated fatty acid; sphingolipid biosynthetic process. The coding region runs from base 273 to 1361 and encodes 362 amino acids.
GGGCUAUUCAAUUGUGGUUGAGUUCGCGGCGCGUGCGCACUUUCGCGGGAAGCUCAAGUUUUCGCUUUCAUUUGGAGAAAUGAGACGUGCGCGUGAAAUGGGCUUCGUAAAAUUCGUGUAAAAAUGCUGUAUUACGCCGUUGCGAAAUAUAGGUGACGACUUCAGAGCGGCAAAUUGUUGCCGGAAAAGCAAGAUAUAGACAAUUAUUGAAUUAGUUCACUUAUUAUAGUGCAGUGUAGUGACUUCAACAAGUGCAGUGUGAGUUAUAGAAAAUGUCGGGUUUUGUGAAAAUCGCUAUCGACGAUUACUAUUCGGACAGCAAUUGGACAACCAUUAUUGAAAAAUACUGGUUGGCGGCCGAAAAAGUGUCAGAUCCUCGGGUCCAAGGAUGGUUCCUCUUCGACACACCCCUCCCCACCCUGGCCAUGGUCAUAGCGUACCUGGCCGUCGUCAUGGUCAUAGGCCCGCUAUGGAUGGAGAAUAAGAAACCCUUUAAGCUGAAGAACACCUUGGUGGCGUAUAAUGCUUUCCAAGUGUUGCUGUCAUCUUACAUGUUUUAUGAGCAUCUAAUGUCGGGAUGGUGGGGCGACUACAGUUUGGCGUGUCAGCCCGUUGACUACAGCGAGAGCGAACAGGCGAGACGGAUGCUGCAUCUAUGCUGGGUGUACUACUUCUCCAAACUCUCCGAGUUCGCGGACACGAUAUUCUUCGUGCUUCGGAAGAAGAAGGGCCAAGUCUCCUGGCUUCACCUGUACCACCACUCCCUCACUCCGUUCGAGGCGUGGCUGCUCGUCAAAUUCAUUGCUGGUGGGCAUGGCACGUUCUCCAACGUCGUCAACAACAUGGUCCACAUCAUCAUGUACACGUACUACAUGUGCUCCGCGAUGGGACCACACAUGCAGAAAUAUCUGUGGUGGAAAAAGCAUCUCACCACUGUUCAGUUGAUCCAGUUCUACAUGGUGCUCUUCCAUUCAAUCAGCGCUCUCUUCUUCGACUGCGGAUAUCCAAGGAUCAUCGCCUUCGGUCUCGUACUUCACUCCACCAUCUUCAUCGUCCUCUUCACCAACUUCUACAUCCAGGCCUACAAGAAGAAACCCAAACCACCCACCAAUAACAACAUCAUCACUAAUGGAUACGCCAAGAACGGCCAUAUUCCUAAUGGCCAGGAAUCUACUAGCCAAGAAAUGAACGGUAAAAUUCCAAAUGGCCAGGAGAUGAACGGAAAAAUUCCCAAUGGCCAGGAGACGAACGGGAAAAUUCCAAAUGGAUUGGAGAUGAACGGUAAAAUUCCAAAUGGCAAUGGUCACAUCAAAAAUGGAUGCCUAAAUGGUGAUGUCAGAGAAAAAGAAAAGGUGCAAUAAGACUUGUGGGCCUAAUGGUCGCGUUUUUAUCGCAAAAUAAUGCUGUCAGCAUGUGUAGUUUUAUCCACAGCGAUAAAUGAUAAAAACGCAAUCAUUCACAGCCACCUUCUUGCUUUAGUUCCGUAAGGAGAAUUUCGUGCCCUUGGCUUCAAAAUGUAAACAGUCAUGACAUUUUGAAAUAAUUUAUCUUAAUUUAACUGUAUCAGGGCCCUUAUUAAGCUCAUGGUCGUAGGAAUUCUAAAAGAAAGGCCCAAUGCCAAGACCAUUAAGCGUGUGACGAAAUCUCGGACAUAGUCGCAUACAUUUUUUUUUAUUAUAAGAGCGUACGAACAGUGGGAUGAAGAAUUUGGUUUAUCUGUGUGACCAUUUGAAUGCCGUAUUUACUUAUGUGAAUACUCGUGUCUUUCAAAUCUUUCUAUUAACAAUCGAUUUGUAAUCUAAAAUUUGCGAAUCAAAUUCGCCAUCUUGGAAAUUAUUAGUGUUGGGGUAUGUACCGAAAUCUCUCCUUAUAAAUAAAAUAACUUAUAAAAUUAUGUACCAUAUUUUGUUAUGGUUCCACUGUGAGCUAUGGUUGAUAUUAUUUAAGGUGUAGUAUUGUAAAUAAGUACCUGUAAAUAAAAUACAUCGUUUUUAUUCUUCUCCGUCGCUGCAUCUAAUGUAGCGUUCUGUCAGAGAGGGGUAUUCGUCUCUUAAAUAAAUUAUAGAAGUUUCAUAUAAUUUAAAUCCACAAUUAUUGCAGUUUUGAAAGUACUUAAACAGACUUUAAACCUAUAUUAAACGAUAGCCGAUUUAAAAUACAAAUGGUUUGUGCACACGAAAAAAAGCAAUGAAAUAC